AUGGCUGGCAAGAAUCCAGAUUUCCUGAUCCAGGACAUGUUCGAAGCCAUUGAGAGGGGCGAGUACCCGACAUGGACUGUCUUUGCGCAGGUAAUGGAGCCCGCGCAGGCAGAGAAUUACCGCUGGAACAUCUUUGAUAUGACCAAGGUCUGGCCGCAUAAGGACUUCCCCUUGCGGGAGCUCGGAAAGCUUACCUUGAACCGCAAUCCCAACAACUACUUCACGGACAUUGAACAGGCAGCGUUCUCCCCGUCGACAAUGGUGCCUGGAAUAGCCCCGUCUGCCGAUCCAAUGCUUCAAGCUCGCAUGUUUGCCUACCCCGAUGCGGCCCGUUAUCGCCUUGGAGCCAACUAUCAGCAACUUCCGACUAACGCGGCCAAAUCCCCCGUCUACUGUCCUUUCCAGCGUGACGGCAAGAUGAAUUUCUCCGACAACUACGGCGCGGAUCCGAACUACGUCGGAUCUUCGCUGCAGACCACCAAAUUCUAUCCCCAGCUCAAAAGAAUGGCGCCGAGUACCAUCAGUACUCUGACUGAGCACGAGAAAUGGAUGGGGGAAGUCUGCACCUUCACCUCCCAAGUCACUGACGAUGACUUUGUGCAGCCUGCUGCUCUCUGGGAGGUGAUCAAGAGGGAGCCUGGCCAUGAGCAGCGAUUCUAUGGAAACGUAGCUGCGCACCUUUCCGGGGUCACCUGCGAGCGGCUGCGUAGUGAUAUAUACGGUAGGGAUCCCUCCAUUAUAUAG
Trichophyton benhamiae CBS 112371 is the source of this 744-nucleotide messenger RNA. RefSeq lists its product as uncharacterized. The transcript has 3 exons. The coding region runs from base 1 to 744 and encodes 247 amino acids. Gene Ontology annotation, molecular function: catalase activity; heme binding. Gene Ontology annotation, cellular component: peroxisome; mitochondrion; cytoplasm. Gene Ontology annotation, biological process: hydrogen peroxide catabolic process; response to hydrogen peroxide. The record is from RefSeq and is a predicted model, not a curated record. NCBI's taxonomy places the organism in Eukaryota, Fungi, Ascomycota, Eurotiomycetes, Onygenales, Arthrodermataceae.